ACAUUUUCUCUCAAGGUUAUUUGUUAUCGCGAGUUUACGGCUGCACUGCAUUAAACCAUCACAUUCUGUUUCUAGAUUUGUGCAUUACAUUGCAAAUCGCUGCAUAAGGCACACUCGCUGGGUCCGGUAUCUAUAGUUUCGUCCUGCAGAAAAAGAUAUAACAAUAUGGCGCAAGACGACAAGAAGGUUUCUGUUCUUUUUGUGUGUCUUGGAAACAUUUGCCGGUCGCCCAUGGCCGAAGGUGUCUUCCGCCACUUGACGCGAUCACACCCGCGCAUCGGGCGCAUCGACUCCGCCGGCACGGCAGCCUAUCACUCCGGCGAGCCGCCGGACUCGCGCACCAUGUCGACGCUCGAGGACAAUGGGAUUACCGACUACGUGCAUGAGGCGCGCAAGGUGCAGCCCGAAGACUUUGAGGAGUUCGACUACGUGCUUGCCAUGGACAAGGACAAUUUCCGGAACUUGAAGCGCAUGAAGAAGAUGGCGCUCGGCUCGGGCAGCAGCAGCUCUGCGGCUCGCAGACGGGCCAAGAUUGCUGAUGAUGACGAGGAUGACGGCGUUGGUGCGCGGGUCAUGAUGUUUGGCGAUUUUGGCGGAAAGAAGAAGAAUGAGGAAAUUGACGACCCCUAUUAUGGUGGCAGAUGGGGCUUUGAUGAGGCGUAUGAGCAGGCGGUGCGAUUCACGAAUGGCUUUUUGAAGGCGCUGGAGAAUGAGCAGUAAAUUGGGGGAGGGGAUUUUUUUUGGCGCGGGAAGGAUAGAGAAAGCUCUGUAAAUACGGCGGAAAUUUGAAGGGGAUUUUGGCGAUCGUGGGAACCCAAGUAGCGAAAGACCUGGGUUGCUUACCCGUUCCCGCGAUGCUUAGAUGAAAGAUGGCUCGGAUGACAUAGCCUUUUUUUUUUAUUUCUUAGUUGAUAGAUAUCCUGCUUUCUUUUAAAAAGAGGUAUUUUAGAUACUGUACUGUCACUGUAUCGCUG
Molecule: messenger RNA, 974 nt
Organism: Xylona heveae TC161
Lineage: Eukaryota; Fungi; Ascomycota; Xylonomycetes; Xylonales; Xylonaceae
Product: phosphotyrosine protein phosphatases I
Exons: 2
Coding region: 166-720 (184 amino acids)
Biological process (GO): protein dephosphorylation
Molecular function (GO): protein tyrosine phosphatase activity
Source: RefSeq, a predicted model, not a curated record